AUGCUAUGUAGAAAAGAACAUAUUUUUCGAUUGGAUCAACAUUGUGCAACUAUAAGAAAUGCUGUUUUAUAUACUAUUCAAGAAUAUAAAAUAAAAACUGCAGAUAUUGGUAGUACAUCAACAACAACACAAUUUAUUGAAUGUGCAUUAAAUGGCAUUGUUAAGAUGACAUCACAGAUUGUUUUCAAUUAUGAGAUAAAAGCUGCUCUAAAUGAAUUAACAGCCAAGUAUUUUGUCUUUGAUUUUUUCAAAUUAGUUGAUGAUGGUAUUGCUCGUGGUAAUGAUGCAUUAACAUCAUUUGAAAAUCGUUCACAAUAUCCAUUAUUUAUUCAUUAA
Rotaria socialis is the source of this 336-nucleotide messenger RNA. The record is from the annotation of a GenBank genome assembly. Lineage: Eukaryota; Metazoa; Rotifera; Eurotatoria; Philodinida; Philodinidae.